Molecule: messenger RNA, 1036 nt
Organism: Rubroshorea leprosula
Lineage: Eukaryota; Viridiplantae; Streptophyta; Magnoliopsida; Malvales; Dipterocarpaceae
Source: the annotation of a GenBank genome assembly
AGGGUUUAAGGCAUUUCCAAAAACCCGAUGCACUGUAACUCGGUUUCGGUCUCCAUUGGCAUUUCAGAAUGGCAAAUUCGAUGGCAACGCUCUCAAGACGGUUCUAUCGCCAUCUUCUUUCCAACCCUAGAACUGCUCAGUGUUCGAUACCCUUUUCCACCACCCUUUCUUCAGGCGGAGCCACAGACGUGGACGAGGUCACCCUCGACGAGGAAGCCGAACCACCUCAAUCGCAAUCAUCACCACCAUCAGCGUCGUCGGAGAACGUCAAAACAGGCAGCGGAAGGCCCUUUAAAACGCAACUAGAGAAUGGCCUGGAUACGGGCAUUUUCAAGGCAAUACUGGUGGGGCAAGUCGGAAAUCCCCCACAUCAGAAGAAGCUGAAAAAUGGGGCUUCUUUGACGUUUUUUACAUUGGGUACGGGUGGGGUUCACAACAGUCGUAGGCCGUUGCAGAAUGAGGAACCGAUGGAGUAUGCAAAUCGCUGUACUGUUCAGUGGCAUCGUAUCUGUGUUUACCCAGAAAGCUUGGGACAGACUGUGAUGAAGCACCUUGUACCUGGUUCAAUUGUAUAUUUGGAGGGGAACCUGGAGACAAAAAUCUUCAAUGAUCCAAUUACUGGUUUGGUUCGACGCUUUAGGGAGGUUGGAGUUCGCAAAAAUGGUCGCCUCGUUCUUUUGGACAAAAAUGAGGAUGCCAAAGAAGCCGCCUCAAGUGGUAACAAUGCAUUUGGCUUUUAUUAGAAAGAAAUCAAAGUGGGAUUUCAAGAGCUGAGAAAUUAUUUGUCAUAAAACAAGUUUUGACAAUUGUAUUAUACAGUGCUUUGACAAGAAUUCUAAUGGAUGGUGGUGGUUUUACCUUUUUCUUUUCUUUUGUCACAUAGUAUGGUGAUGAGCUAUAUUUGUUUGAUCACAACGUGUCCUCAACCAAUGUGAAGCCGUAGUGAUCGAAUUUUACUGUUUUGCAUCUUUCGAUGUCUUGAUCAUAAGAGUUAUGCAAUGCUGCUGCUUUACUUAUAUAAAAGGUUUCUACAUAG